Molecule: messenger RNA, 1559 nt
Organism: Lotus japonicus
Lineage: Eukaryota; Viridiplantae; Streptophyta; Magnoliopsida; Fabales; Fabaceae
Product: PGR5-like protein 1A, chloroplastic
Exons: 11
Coding region: 138-1067 (309 amino acids)
Biological process (GO): photosynthetic electron transport in photosystem I
Cellular component (GO): chloroplast thylakoid membrane
Molecular function (GO): oxidoreductase activity, acting on iron-sulfur proteins as donors
Source: RefSeq, a predicted model, not a curated record
ACACAUUCAUUGUUACCUUAUCUUUGUACACUCUUUGUUUCCCUCCAAACAAAAAUGACCCUGAAUUUAAUUCCCAAAUGCAUCCAAUUUCACUUGAUAGCACCACUACACAGUAAUCACCAUCAUUCAUCACCACCAUGGCUAGCAAAUUAGCAUCCACAUUGACAUACCAGCGUCCAUUCACCGCCACAACACAACCAACAUCCUCAAUUUCUACUCCCCGGGCUCACCUUGUUCAAUUUAAUGGCCGCCGCAACGUAUGCCUUCGCCGCCGCCGGCUACUCUUGCUCUCCCCCAAGGCCUCUGCUGAUCAACAAGGGAAGGUUGAGAAAGAUGCUGUUGAUAGUAUAAAAGAGAAGAAAUCAAUAGGUGAACUUGAGCAAGAUUUUCUUCAAGCACUGCAGGCAUUCUACUAUGAGGGAAAGGCUAUUAUGUCAAAUGAGGAAUUUGAUAAUCUCAAGGAAGAACUAAUGUGGGAAGGGAGCAGUGUUGUAAUGCUAAGUUCUGAUGAGCAAAAAUUUCUUGAAGCAGCUAUGGGUUAUGUGUCUGGAAAACCAAUCAUGAGCGAUAAAGAGUAUGAUGAAUUGAAACUCAGGCUAAAGAUGGAAGGCAGUGAAAUUGUAGCUGAGGGUCCACGGUGCAGUAUUCGCAGUCGCAAGGUUUACAGUGACCUGUCUAUUGACUACUUGAAGAUGUUCCUGCUAAACGUGCCAGCAACUGUGGUUGCCCUGGGAUUGUUCUUCUUCCUUGAUGAUGUGACUGGAUUUGAGAUCAAUUCUCUGAUAGAGAUUCCAGAGCCUUAUAGCUUCAUUUUGACUUGGUUUGCAGCUGUCCCCUUCAUUGUAUGGCUGGCUCAGUCAAUUACAAAUGCCAUUAUAAAUGACUUUCUGAUUUUAAAGGGCCCAUGUCCUAACUGUGGCACUGAAAAUACUUCCUUCUUUGGGACUAUACUGUCAAUUUCAAGUGGGAAUUCUACCAACAAAGUCAAAUGUGUUAACUGUGGUACUGCAAUGGUGUAUGAUUCAAGUACAAGAUUGAUUACAUUGCCUGAAGGGAGUAAUGCCUGAGUGGAGGGACACACAGGCAUGCUUUUGUCAUAUCAUUGUUCCAACGUUGAGAUGUGAUCACCAUCGGUGCAGAAGCUACUUAAUUACAUACGAAGCUAGUUACUAAUUUAUCAAGUCAGGAAUCUGCCAUGGUGAUCCCCUAAUUAAUCAAGGCCAAUAUCACUAUCAUACUUGUAAUCAAAUGAGAUUUGUAUAGCAUAUUUAGGAUUGUCCAUUUUGAUUGAUUCCGACCUGGAACUAUCAUAAUAAGUCUGCAAAGAUCUGUGCGUAAAAUCUUUAGAAAGUCAGCUGAGGCCUUGCUUCAGUUGUUUGCUUAUAGACUUCAAGGAAAAUAUGCAAUACACUGUGGUUGAGCAGGGUGUAUCAAUGCAUGCCGAUUCUCAUCUGCAAAUGAAUGUAAUUGAAACUAAGAAUUUUGUUUUUGGAUCCAAACUAGGUUUCCACAUUUGUGAAAAAAUGUUUGAUUAUGACAGCAACCUAAGACUUGUGCUG